This is a messenger RNA of Vairimorpha ceranae, 558 nucleotides long. Its product is annotated as dna repair rad51-like protein. Bases 1 to 558 code for a protein of 185 amino acids. The transcript has a single exon. The record is from RefSeq and is a predicted model, not a curated record. NCBI's taxonomy places the organism in Eukaryota, Fungi, Microsporidia, Nosematidae.
AUGCUAAAAUAUUUUGGCAUUACAGAACUGGUAGGAGACAUUAACACAGGUAAAACUUCUGUAUGUAUAGAAGAGAGUAAAAAAUACUACACAUUAUACAUUACAACUACCAACUUUCCUAUUAAACGCCUUUCUUCUCCCGAUGAUACAAUUUAUAUAAAAUUGGUUCAAUCUUUAGAUGAAAUACCAAUAAUAUUAACACAGUGCAAGCUGAUUUCUAUAGAAUUAUUAAUAAUAGAUAACUUUAGCAGUUUACUAGAUGAAGCUAAUCAUAGUAAAAUAAUAAAAAUUAUUUAUUAUUUAAAAAAACUUAUAAAUAAAAACAAAAUGAAGGUUCUAAUAGUAAAUAACUGUAAUAAUUUAUUCUUAAAAAGUAAAAUUUAUUACAUUUAUAAACUUGGACUAGAAUGGGAGUAUCAUGUAAAUACAAGAUAUUAUUUGUCUAAAGAUAAAAAAAAUAUAAAUAUUGAAAUAAAAAAAUGUCCUAUAGAUUUAGAAUUUAAAUACAGAUUAGAAAUUUAUAUAUCUUGGAUAACUUAUACAAAACUAGAAGGAUAA